Messenger RNA from Brienomyrus brachyistius, 6197 nucleotides. RefSeq names its product immunoglobulin superfamily DCC subclass member 4-like. Lineage: Eukaryota; Metazoa; Chordata; Actinopteri; Osteoglossiformes; Mormyridae. Gene Ontology annotation, biological process: cell-cell adhesion; axon guidance. Gene Ontology annotation, cellular component: plasma membrane; axon. The coding region runs from base 1588 to 4752 and encodes 1054 amino acids. Gene Ontology annotation, molecular function: protein binding. The record is from RefSeq and is a predicted model, not a curated record. The transcript is spliced from 18 exons.
UUUGAAGAUGAAAACCAUCUUUAAGAUGUACUACUAUUCCCCAAAGAAGCAAAGAGAACUGACAGAAAUAAGAACUGCUAAAUGAGAAACUGGCACAUUUCAGUGGCCUGAAGAGCACACGGUGGCUUCCAAGCCGGCUGAGAUAUCUCAAGGCUGUGGAAAAAAAAUUCACUCCCACUGUUGUUCAUAUGGAGAACAUGGUAGGAGAAAGUGAUGUCUAGUCCGAGGAUGCAGCCAAGGCUAAGGGGUUGGUGCAGGAGAUGAAGACUGAGAAAUUUGUUCGCUUCCUGCAUUUCAUGUUGGACUACAGUACCAUCUUAUCCAAGUGCUGUACUGAUUUUCAGCAUGAUAACCUAAACAUCACACGAACAAAUCAGUUAGUUGAGAGCACCACAUCACGCUUACUCAGCCUAAAAACAAAACCAGAAUACCAGAAAACCUUGGACACAAAGUUCACAGCGAACGAGGAUGGUAGCAUUUGCUACUGUGAAACUCAGCUCACAAAAUUCAGUGACCUGCUAGAAUCGGUGAGGGCACAGACAAAGACACCUUUAGUGCAGAGAUUCAGAAGAUUAUUGAAAACACAGUCAUGUACAUGGACAACAGAUUUAAAAAUCUGCGUGAAAAGCCUCUCUCUUGUUUCAAGGUUUUUGACCCUUCCACUCUUCCCUACCCCAGAGAAGCGCUGGCAAAUUAUGGGGAUGAAGAGGUGGAUUAUCUUGUCACACAUUUUGCCAGUUUACUAGAUGAGGAAAAGAAAGAGAAAAUUCCACAAGAAUGGAUGGAUCUAAAAAUGUGGCUUGCAGAACACCGGGGUAGCAAGGUAGAUUGCUUGUACAGAGAUCUCCUCUCUGAGAAUUCAGAACACCUCUCUCAUAUCUUGUUGCUGGUGAAAUUAAUGCUGACACUCAGUCCAUCAACAGCCAUCUGUGAGAGAGGACUUUCUUGCAUGAACCGAGUGAAGACAAUACAUCAUACCUCUUUACACCCUGAAACACUGAAUGACUGCAUGCAACUCUCCAUUAAUGGGUAAACAGUUGAAUCUUUUUGCCCUGACAAGUCAAUUCGUUUCUGGAUGUUUUCUGGAAAAGGUUCAAGACACCUGGACCAUAAAACCCCAACAAGAACAAAGAGCAGUGAAAUGGAGGCUAAUGCACAGGAAGAGAAAGCUGAUGAAGGAGAUGCUAUGCCCUCAACGUCAAGUGGCAUUUUCUUAUCCGUGACUUCAGUGGAAAUUUCAGAUUCAGAAUCUGGCAGAUUCAUGCUCUACACAGUUCUUAGAAGUUCAUUGAAAUUUCUGUUCAGUUAGAACCAAAUAUUUGAGUUGAUGAUUGUAAAUGUUAUACAGUUGUUUUAAUUUGUGUUUUAACAAUUUUCUUAUUGAUAUUUUGUUUCCUUUACAAUAUUAUACAUUAAAAAUAAUCUCUUUUUUAUUCCGGCUACUUAAAUUUAUUUUGGGGUACCAAAAACUGAAGAGUGCCUGUUGGAAGGGCUACCAGGGAGUUUGAAAUUUUGCGAGCCCUGCAUAGGAUGUUUUUAUAAUAUGAUUCAGUUCAGUGUUCUGUUCAGUCCUCAUUCAUUUAAUCAAUGAGAGGUCUCUCCCGCUUCCAUCAGCACCCGCGCUCUCAGACAGUGCCCGUGGGUGGCCUGGCGCGCUUCCAGUGCCAGGUGGAUGGCCUGCCCGUGCCCAACAUCACCUGGGAGAGGAACGACGACCCUCUGCCCCUUCUGCCGAGGUACACCGCCCUGCCCAAUGGCGUGUUGCAGAUUUCGGGGGUACAGGAGGAAGACGUGGGUUCCUAUCGCUGUGUGGCCUCCAAUGCAGCCAACAGGCGUCUCAGCCGGGACGCAACCCUCACCAUAACGCCAGGCCACAUCACUUCGCUGGAGGAGGUAUUGAUUGCAGUCCCACCCCAGAACACCACAGUAGUAUUGGGUCGUACCACUGUCAUGGAGUGUAUGGCACAGGGACAGCCCAAACCAUUUGUUUCCUGGAGCCGGAUGGAUGCCAGACCAAUUUCCACGGACGUGGUGGUCCAACAGACAAACCUGGUGAUCCCAGACACCAGGAGCCACCACGCUGGCGUCUAUGUGUGCAGAGCCAACCGGCCCAAGACACGGCAGUUUGUCCUAGCGGCAGCCGAGCUGCGUGUGCUGGCUCCUCCCGUCAUCCUUCGGCCUCCAGACACCGUGUCUCUGUCCCGGGGCAACACGGCACGAUUCGUGUGCAACGCCUCUGGUGAGCCGGCCCCAAGCCUGCGCUGGUUCCAGAAUGGUGCUCCGGUGCAGCCCAACGGUCGCGUGAAGAGCCCGGCUCCUGGCGUUCUGCUCGUCAGCCAGCUGGCCGUGGCUGACGCUGGCUACUACCAGUGCCUUGCCUCCAACAGCCUGGGCACCGCCUGCGCUACGGCCAAGCUGACUGUCGUGGUGCGCGAGGGGCUCCCCAGUGCCCCCCGACUGCUGACUGUCACAGCGCACUCCAGUAGCACCGCCCUCCUCAGCUGGCAGCGACCAGAGCACAACAGCGAGCAAAUCAUCGGCUUCUCCGUGCACUACCAGCAGAAUGAAGGGGCAGAUAUCAGAGAAUAUCAGUUCGCUGUGAACAACGACACCACGGAAUUCUAUGUCAAGGAGCUGCUGCCUCACACAGCCUACACCUUUUAUGUGGUGGCUUACUCCCCCAUGGGAGCCAGCCGUCCAUCGCUGCCCGUUACCAUUACUAUGCUGGAGGAUGUGCCAGUCGCUCCCCCGCCGCUAUCCCUGCUCAGCACCUCCCCCACAGACAUUCAUGUCAUGUGGCUCCCCCUCUCUCCUGAGCUCAGUCGUGGGACCAUCACUCGCUACCGUGUUGACUACUGUGCCUUGGACAAGGCUGACCUGGUGUCCUCUGUGGAAGUGGCAGCGAAUGAGACCCAGGUCACCCUGAGACGCCUGAACCCUGGGCAGAUAUACCGGCUCCGUGUGGUGGCCGGAACCGGGGCCGGGUAUGGCCCACCAUCCGAAUGGACCCUGCACUGCACUCCGGACCUCUUCAACUACAGCAACGUCUUCCACGCCCCCACCGGGCUGAAAGUCCGAGCCAAGGCCUCCUCACUGGACGUAACCUGGCAGCCGUCACCCAACCACACCCACGUCUCCGGCUAUCGGCUCUACUGCCGAGAGGUUCUGUCGGACACGAAGGACACCAUGUCCGUCGAGUUGAGGAAGACAGCCCACCGCUAUGAGAUCAGGGAGCUGGCCCCGGACCAGCUCUAUGAGGUCAGAGUGCAGGCCUACAGCGAGCGGCGAGAUGGGUACUCUGCUGUGUGGAGGGGCCGGACGCAGAGGGAGCCGGCAGCUAGCGGAGGCCCUCCACCAGACGCCUUCCCACCCCCCCCACCCAGCAGCAUCCGGGCCUCUGCCAAUAGCUCCACCUCCAUCUGGCUGCGCUGGGACCGGCCGCGGGCAGGCGGCUCGCCGGCGGUGCACCACUACACAGUGCGCUGCAGCCCCGCGGGUCUUCGCAACGCCUCACUUGUCUCCUACUUCACUAGCACUGCACAGGAAAUUCUGCUGGAUGCCCUGAGACCCUCUACACGGUAUGAGCUGGCAGUGCAGUCCAACGGCCUUGAAGAGGCAGGACCCUUCAGCGGCACUGUGGAGGAGUCCACGCUCCCUGACAGACCCUCCACUCCCCCUGUGGAGCUGCAGCUCAGUGCCUUGGACUCCUCCACAGUGCUGGUCAGCUGGCGCCCCCCUGUGGAGCCCAACGGCAUCAUCGUGGAGUACAGGAUCCUAUACAGCAGCAGCAGCACCCAGCCUGACCACCUGUGGAGCUCCAUGUCCCUUGAUGGCAGCACCAUUAGCACGGAGGUGCAGAUGCUCCUCGGCGACACCCGCUACUACUUCAAGAUGGCGGCAUUGACUGAGGUGGGGGCGGGGCCCUACUCCCCCAUAAAGGAUGUGCACACGCCCCCUGCGGGACAUGGUUUAGAGCUGGACGUUCCCACGGUAACGGGCAUCCUGCUGGGCGUGUCUCUGGGCCUCCUAUGCAUCAUCCUGUGUGUGUGCUUCAGCCUUCGCGGGCACCGCAGCCGGAAGAUGCUGGGGGGGAUGGACUCCUCCCCUCUGGCUUUGCGGUACCCCCAAAGCGAGCCGGCCCUUCACGAGCUGGAAACACUCAUGUCUGCGGGAACCAAGGACCCAGCCAUAACUGCCGGGCAGCAAAGCCUUAUGGGUCGUGAUGUACACAGGGAAGGCCUGAUGCAGGCCUCUCUGUCCCCCGAGCGGGAGGAGAAGGAGGGGGUGAAUCUCCCCACCAGCAGCGCGCAGGUGGACGCAGAGGUGAUCAUUCACAGGACGCCAGAGUGCCAGGGAAGACCGGAGGCUGACGUUGAAACUGAAGCCUCCUUGGAUUGCAAAUUAAGCCCCGGUGGAAGCCAAACCUCGCCUACACCGACCAGCCCCGUUGGUCCGAAGCUGGGCCCUGAUCCCCGGGCAGUGCAGCCUCCCGACCCCUCCCUGGCAGAGGCGUCAGGGAGUCACGACGGGCAUCACCAGGGCGGGGGCUGCUGGGAACAGCACUCUCCCAGUUUUUACAGGGCGAGACUUAUCGACGGCUUCCAUUCGUUGAUGCCCCCCCCAAACGGAAGCUCUCUGUCACAGGAGCAUGGACGUUUUCCUCCCUUGUCCGCACAAGCGUCCCCACCCUCCUCUCCCGCAUCAAGCUCCGGCCCAGUCCAUGCUUUUGCAGCCUCGCACUGCUACCCUUAGCCAGAGCUGGACCAAGGACAGCGGGGACCCCCCCCCAACUCGCAGACCCAGUGCCCCUGUCAGUCUGAAGCAGGGAGACUCUGCCAUUCCUUCUGGCAGUCACACAGACGGGCUUUUGAUCCAACUAUUGUCCUUGGUAGAUAAUUAUUCAAAUUUCACCAUGAAAACUGGGGCCUGUAUCACCAAGCAGGAUUUCUUGCUUAGCUGGAUAACGUGUCAGAUUUAAGGUAGUCUGGGUUGAUGAUGGUGACGAUUACGCUUUAUUGAUCCCUGUGGGGAAAUUGCUCUCUGUAGGUGAGAGCAAGCUGGCCGUGAAAGGCAGCCACAGCAGCGACCAGGGAGCUGGGGAAUAAGGGCCUCGCUCAAGGGCCCGCAGAUGUACCGAGGCCGGGCUCAAACCAGCUACCUUCCAAGCACAGGCACAGAGGCUUAUCCCACUGAGUCGCACGCGGUCCCCUAGUGUAAUGUAAAUGUAAGUGAAUGAGGAUGAAGUCCAUUUAAAUUGGGGUGCCAUGUAUCUGACAAGUUAUCCGACUAAGCAAGAAAUCCUACUUGGUGAUACAGUCACAGUUUGCAGUGACAAGCUGUCACUUAGGACCAGAGGGGUAUCUGACUGAGACUGCAGCCUGUGCGACUCUCAACCACCGCAUCAUGCAGCCCUGGGGUCUAGACACAAACGGCCCAACAUAUUUGGGGUACAUCUGUGUUUUAUAAAGAGCCACGCUGUCCAUCAGUAACAAGUGGAACUGACAAUGUCAACCAAAAGAAAAAACAGUCACCUUUUAUUUUCCCUAAUGAAGGUAUUUUUUUCCCAGUAUGACAGACUGUGCUUUCAGUCUCCAGUCGUCCCAGUAGCUCUCGGCCAACACAACUACCUCAUUUCUGAAGAACACUCUGUCACUUAUUUCAUAUCUUUUGAGAUCUGUCCCCUUCGUGUGAGGAGAGACAGGCUUAUCGUUAUGAAAAGAGGGAAAGUUCUAGUAAAUAUUUUAUCUGAAGAGGUUGUGUGUCAGACUGUGUGUAUAACACAUAUGAUGUUCUUUUCUGACUGGGCCCCUCUAACCACACGAGGCCCUGCAGUGAUUAAAACAAAUAAAUGAUACUUUUUCAGGUUUUCCUUUUUAUUUGCCCAUGUGCAGAGGAGAACAGACAUUAUGAGAAUAGUCAGAGACUGGUUGUUGGUAUAAUGCAGUGUUUCCCAACCUUGCCACAGUCCACGUUUUUAUGCUUCCAGCUGGGCGGGAGCAAAAACAUGAACUGUUUGUGGGUCCCCGAGAGCCUGGUUGGGAAACACUGGUAUAAAGUAACACUGACGUACGUCUGAAUAGUUAGUGAUUACUUUAUUUCCUGUAUCUCUUUAAACAAUGGUUACCUGUGUUCUGUACGAAAGUACCUUUAAGGUGUGCUCCUUCUGCUGUAGGCCAGAACUGAAUCUCGCACUGCAU